Molecule: messenger RNA, 1701 nt
Organism: Apodemus sylvaticus (European woodmouse)
Lineage: Eukaryota; Metazoa; Chordata; Mammalia; Rodentia; Muridae
Product: natural cytotoxicity triggering receptor 1
Exons: 7
Coding region: 56-1033 (325 amino acids)
Source: RefSeq, a predicted model, not a curated record
CACACACUGGACUCAGUCCACACACACACUCUUCAGCAACAGUCUGGACACUGGUAUGCCGCCAAUACUCACUGCCCUGCUCUGCCUCGGGUUAUGUCUGAGCCAGAGGAUCAACACUGAAAAGCAGACUCUCCCGAAACCCAUCAUCUGGGCCAAACCCAGUGUCAUGAUCGCAAGAGGAAACUCGGUGAACAUCUGGUGUCAGGGGGCUCAGCAUGCUUCUGAGUAUCACCUGUACUUCGAAGGAAGCUUUGUCACCUUGGAGAGACCAAAGCCAUCUAGAUCAAUGAAUAAAGUCAGGUUCUUUAUUUCACAAAUGACGUCACAUACUGCAGGGAUCUACUCCUGCUUCUAUCAAAGUGGAGAGCUCUGGUCAGAGUCCAGCAACUUCCUGAAACUGUUCGUAACUGGUCUGUAUGACACACCCAAGCUCUGGGUUCAUCCAGGGCCUGAGGUAUCCUUGGGGGAGAAUGUCACCUUCUCUUGCCAGCUGAAGACUGCGACAAGCAAAUUCUUUCUGCUCAAGGAGAGAGGAUCCAACAACAUCCAGCAUAAAUAUGGGAACAUCCAAGCAGAUUUCCCCAUGGGUCCUGUGACUAGGGCUCACAGAGGGACCUACAGAUGUUUUGGCUCUUACAAUGACUAUGCAUGGUCUUUCCCCAGUGAGCCUGUGACACUACUCAUCACAGGAGGUAUUGAGAAUACCAGCCUUGCACCUACAGACCCCACUUCUUCUCUUGAUUAUUUGGAGUUCGACCUUUCAACCAAAGAAUCAGGAUUACAAAAGGACUCUGCCUUCUGGGUACACACAACCCAGAAUCUCAUUCGGAUCGGCCUGGCAUGCAUAAUCCUGAUGGGUCUAUUAUGGUUUUUGACUGAAGACUGGUUCAGCAAGAGGAAAGAUCAUAAAGAGCCCAACAGAUUAGCAAAUUGGGAAUGCAGGAGAAAAUGGAGAAUGCAGCAUUACUGCGAAGAGGAACAAGGAGGUUCAGUUUCUAUGUGGGAACUGAAGGCGACUCCUGAGGCCCUGUGAGCUCUAUGCUGCCCCCUGGAGGAAGAAAGAGGUCCUUGCAGGAAUGGAGGAGUGGGAGUGGACCAAGUUAGGCAAAGCAUUCCAAAGGACCUUGUGAGAGGAAGUCUCUGAGUUCCUACUGCAAAGUCUCACUGUCUCUGUUAAGCUUUAACUUCUUUGAUGCGUAUUCACUGCAAACUAUUCUUUUCUACUGCGGACAAUUUCUCACUGUCUCUGUUCAACUUUACGUACUUUAGCGCUUACUUAUUGCAAGUUAUACUUUUGACCACACUGGUCUUUCCUAGAAAUAACUACAUUCCAAUGUGAUGGCCAUGGGAAUAUUUUCUUCCUGCUUUGGGUAUUAUCAUUGUUUCUUUUUCUAAUAUUAUUUAUUUUAUGUACGUGGGUGUUUUGGGCAUGUAUGUCUGCACACCAUGUUUGUGGCUAGGGUCAGAUCCCCUAAGGACUUGAGUUAAGAUGACUGUGAGCUACCACAUGGAUACUGGGAAUCAAACUCAAGCCAUCUGGAGGAGCAACAAGUAUUCUUAACUACUAAACCGUAUCUCCAGCUCCAUCCUCAGUAUUUUAUAUUGUGUGUGCAUGUCUGUAUGAUGCAUGUAUGUGCACAUGUAUGUACAUACAUGCUAUGCCACUCAAAUAAAGUUCAGUACACACCUUUGUGAGAUCAA